AUGCAUUUGCGGCGCAGGCUUAUUAGACAAAGACUCUCGGCCCUUGCAAGGCGCAGACGGCAGACAAGACAAGAAGAAGAGGAGGAGGAGGAGGAGGAGGAGAGAUGGACUGCAGGCACGAUUUAUCAUGCCCAUGCAGGGGAUUUUCCCCUCUCCAUGAAGAAGAAGAGGAGGAGCAGAAGGGGAUGGCUGUCCGGCCUCCUUGCGAUCACAUCAUGCUGCAUCUUGCAUCUUGCAUCGCAUCAACCCAUCGACCAGAUUUCAUGCAAGCCAGGCCUUAUCGAUAAAGCAAACUUCCGCUAA
Molecule: messenger RNA, 303 nt
Organism: Nannizzia gypsea CBS 118893
Lineage: Eukaryota; Fungi; Ascomycota; Eurotiomycetes; Onygenales; Arthrodermataceae
Exons: 1
Coding region: 1-303 (100 amino acids)
Source: RefSeq, a predicted model, not a curated record